Molecule: messenger RNA, 1116 nt
Organism: Spizellomyces punctatus DAOM BR117
Lineage: Eukaryota; Fungi; Chytridiomycota; Chytridiomycetes; Spizellomycetales; Spizellomycetaceae
Exons: 1
Coding region: 1-1116 (371 amino acids)
Source: RefSeq, a predicted model, not a curated record
AUGUCAACAUUGCCUCAUGCGUUCCACUUGAUCCGCCGCGAUGUGCCCAACAUUACAGACGACGUUAAACAUGCCAUAGCCGAAAGCAUGAAGCUUGGACCAGACUUUGACGUCUUUCGCCAUGAAAUCACUACGUACGCAGGCCUGCUCUUUGCUUUCAUUGUACUUGGAAUGACUUUGGGCAUUACACUGUUCUCGGUUGUUUCUGGUCACUUUCUCAAAAAGCGUACAACAACGGCCCACGUUCACAGCCGGAGACCAAGGUUACGAACAACGUCGAGCGGCGCGGUAACAUCGAAAAAGAGAAGGUCAAGAAUGUUCAUUGGGAACAGAAUGUCAGUUUAUUCAGCACGAUCGUUUGCCACGGGAUGGAGUACCGCGUCGGAAUUUGGCAAGGACGAGGGUGGAAGGAUACCAAGCAUACCCGCCCUACCUUCCAACAUACUGUCGAGACCCUCCGAUGACGGAUCGCACCAUGCUCAAGGCAAGCGGAACUAUUCAAGCCAACGCGUGUCCUUCCUUCCUCCACCACCUGAUGAACCUCUUCCCUCCACUGUGGUCGUCCCGCAACCUCCACAACACCAACGGUACUCAAUCGCCACCGUCGCCACGUCCCCACCCGUACUCGAAAGCACAGACGCUGUGUCACAAAGUCGUCCGUCAUCAUCGCAUCGAAGAUCGUGGUUCUCCUUUUCUGGAACAAGCGCCCCCAAACCCAUCCUACAUAUCCGGCCCCGCCGUAGCCCUGGCACAUUUGUUGUAGCUUCGGCAGAAGACGAGCAUUAUGAUGAUGAUGAUGACUGGUGGGAGGAUGAAGAGAUUUGGGGGAACGUGGAAGUGUUGGAUACAGAGCCUGCACCUGACCUUCCGCCAAACUCUAGUGCUUCUCAUAGUGCUCUUAGGGAUGCUAUCGCCGUGGACAUUGAUCCGUCCUCUAGUAGAGACGGAGACGGCGCAUAUGAGCUUAUGGUGAGGAAUAAACGCGAACAGAGUCAUCAACGUCGAACGUGGCAUAUCCAAGAGGUGGAUGCCAAAUCCAGCUCAGAAUCAUCAUCGGGAUCUAAUGCACCAGAUAGCGAGAUGGAUGAACUUGACUGGUUGGACUUGUAUGGAUGA